Trichophyton benhamiae CBS 112371 is the source of this 1104-nucleotide messenger RNA. RefSeq lists its product as uncharacterized. Lineage: Eukaryota; Fungi; Ascomycota; Eurotiomycetes; Onygenales; Arthrodermataceae. Gene Ontology annotation, molecular function: transcription coregulator activity. Gene Ontology annotation, biological process: regulation of transcription by RNA polymerase II. Gene Ontology annotation, cellular component: mediator complex. The transcript has a single exon. The coding region runs from base 1 to 1104 and encodes 367 amino acids. The record is from RefSeq and is a predicted model, not a curated record.
AUGGCCCUAUCGUGGAUGGGCAAACAUAUUUGGAAGUCUGGCACCGAUCUCACCACUACCCUUAAACUUCUAGCUACCCUUGUAAAGCCUACCUCUAUAUCUGGAGAGGCUCAGGAAAUCCAUCGUACGGUACUAUCGAUUACGGCACGAGAGCUUGCCGAUAAACUGAGAACUGCAAAAGCCCGUCACCCUUUGAGAACAGAUAUUGAACCCAUCCUUCAAGCACUUGAGCCGUAUCAAUCCUUUCAACGGACGGGCACUUCUAAUCGUUCCGAAUUGGAAGGAUGGAGAUCCAGCUCUGCCCCUGGUGGAAUGGUCACAGGGAUUCGAAACACAUUCUCGUCACUGGUACUCUGGAGCACAGAUCCUGAGAUCAGUAUGACUCCCCCAAGCUAUACCCAUAGGCAACUAUUAGCUGGAUUGAAACAUCUAGGUUCUGUCCGAGUUCUAGCGGGAAUACUUGAAGAACUUAAGUUACAGAGUGAAACCGGGAGUGGUGACCUGGCCAUUGAUAUCGCGGCAACUUUGAUAUGUGCACCGAUGCGUGAGUGUUUCUCGUUGGAACAAGCAGCGUAUCAAUCGGUGGGUGGUUCUUUGAAGGAUUCAUUGCCCCGCCGCCAAAUGCUCAAUCUUAGAGAUGCACUUAACCUUCAGAGAGAGUCCCUCUCCAAGAUGAUAGAGUAUGAACCUCACCGAGCUGAGCUCAUUGUUCGGCUGGCUAGACGUGUUGAUACCCUUACUUCUAUUCCACAAAUACCCCAGGGAGUUGAAAAUAUCGACGUUGGUAAUAUUAUGGCAAAUAUGGACCUUACAGGCGUCGAAGGAGACGGACAGAUGCAAAUAGACGUAGCUCAGCAGGCAGAGCAGCAAGACCAGCAGCACCAAAAUCUCACCGCUACCGGAACCGAUGCGACUCCUGGCACCAUAGACGCAAUUCUGGAUUCAGCUACGGCAGAAGGAGUGACUGCACCACCCGCUGGGACUGAAGUAACUAUGGCUCAUUCAGAUAUGGAUGCGAGCAUUUUUGACGAUAUGUUAAAUCCUACAGAUAUGGGUGUUGGGAACCCAGAGUUUAUUGAUUUGGAUAUGGAGGGGAUAUUCUAG